ACAGAAAUGAGCCGUCGGACUUCCAAGGCAUUACCUACAGGUACCUCAAAGUGUCCACCGUCCCAGAGGGUACCUGGCCAGACUAACACAACUACAUCUAUCAUUGACUUGGCCAAUCUUUUUGAGUGUGUAGUCUGCUUUGACUAUGUGAUACCACCCAUCCUUCGUUGUCAGCGUGGUCACAUCCUAUGCAGCAACUGUCGGCCAAAGCUCACAUAUUGUCCAACUUGCCAGGGACCAUUGGGAUCUAUUCGCAGCGUCGCUAUGGAGAAAGUGGUCAAUUUAGUACUUUUCCCUUGUAAAUAUGCCUCUUCUGGGUGUGGAAUAACUCUGCCGCCCACAGAAAAAGCAGACCACGAAGAGCUCUGUGGCUUUAGACCUUACACCUGUCCGUGCCCUGGUGUUUGCUGUAAAUGGCAAGGCCCUUUGGAUGCUGUCAUGCGACAUCUGACGCGUAAACAUAAGUCAAUUGUAGCACUACGGGGAGAGAAAAUCGUUUUCCUUGCUACAAAUAUUAAUCUUCCUGGUGCUGUUGACUGGGUGAUGAUGCAGUCCUGUUUUGGCUUUCAAUUCAUGCUGUUCUUAGAGAAAAAGGAAAAAUACGAUGGCCAAGAGCAGUUCUUUGCAAUUCUGCAGCUGAUAGGAACACCCCAGCAAGCGGAAAAUUUUAUUUACCGACUUGAACUGAAUGGUCUUAGGCGGCGAUUGACUUGGGAAGCAACUCCUCGGUCUAUUCAGGAGGGAAUUGAAACAGCCAUUAUGAAGAGUGACUGCUUAGUCCUUGACACAACCACUGCACAGCUUUUUGCAGAAAACGGCAAUUUAGCCAUCAAUGUAACCAUUGCCAAGUGUUGA
Molecule: messenger RNA, 855 nt
Organism: Otolemur garnettii (small-eared galago)
Lineage: Eukaryota; Metazoa; Chordata; Mammalia; Primates; Galagidae
Product: E3 ubiquitin-protein ligase SIAH1-like
Exons: 1
Coding region: 7-855 (282 amino acids)
Biological process (GO): multicellular organism development; proteasome-mediated ubiquitin-dependent protein catabolic process
Cellular component (GO): cytoplasm
Molecular function (GO): ubiquitin protein ligase activity; zinc ion binding; ubiquitin conjugating enzyme binding
Source: RefSeq, a predicted model, not a curated record